GGUUUCCAUGGUGACGGUAAACAGGGCCCUGCCUGGAGGGGCUGCUGCUGAGCUACUCGCCGUCGCCAUGAUCCCCCCCUCGGACUCUCUGCUCAAGUAUGACACCCCGGUGCUGGUGAGCCGGAACACGGAGAAACGGAGUCCCAAAGCUCGGCCAUUGAAAAUCAGCCCUCAGCAACCUGGACCCUCAGGUCCAGUCCCACAGCCACCAAAGAGCAAGCUUCCCUCAACUGCUAGUGUCCCAGACCCUACAAAGCAGGCAGAAGAAAUCUUGAAUGCCAUCCUACCCCCAAGGGAGUGGGUGGAAGACACGCAGCUAUGGAUCCAGCAGGUGUCCAGCACCCCCAGCACCAGGAUGGAUGUGGUGCACCUCCAGGAGCAGCUGGACCUGAAGCUGCAGCAGCGGCAGGCCAGGGAGACUGGCAUCUGCCCUGUCCGCAGGGAGCUCUACUCGCAGUGUUUCGAUGAGCUGAUUCGUCAGGUGACCAUCAACUGUGCGGAGAGGGGGCUGCUGCUGCUGCGAGUCCGGGACGAGAUCCGCAUGACCAUCGCUGCCUACCAGACCCUGUAUGAGAGCAGCGUGGCGUUUGGCAUGAGGAAGGCGCUUCAGGCUGAACAGGGGAAGUCAGACAUGGAGAGGAAAAUUGCAGAAUUAGAAGCGGAAAAGAGAGACUUGGAGAGACAAGUGAAUGAGCAGAAGGCAAAAUGUGAGGCCACGGAGAAGAGGGAGAGCGAGAGGAGGCAGGUGGAGGAGAAGAAGCACAACGAGGAGAUUCAGUUCCUGAAGCGCACGAAUCAGCAGCUGAAGGCCCAACUGGAAGGCAUUAUUGCACCAAAGAAGUGAUAAUUUCCAUAUGGGUCUCACAAGCGCUACUACCCCAUCCUAAGACCUUUGUAAUAAAAAGCUGGUUUCCUGAAGGAACAUGCCAUACCCUCCCCCGAUCACCAUCUAUGUCCUUGUCGGAAGUCACGUCACUGCCCCAGUGUCAGGAAACACCUCGGUCUGGCAGCCAGGCUCCUGGCCGGGCAGUGGAAGGUGGUGCAGGCUGGAUGGUCUCCGUACGUGGCCAGCCUUGGGAUCUGCCGGCUCAAAUAGUAAACCUCAGAAUCCACCCCCUUCUGCUGCAUCCCUCUCAGGUGAAGCAACUGCUUGCUCACCAGCCCAUACUAACACUUCUGGCCGAAUGCAGUUGCUCCUGUCCCCCCAUUUCUGGCCCACACUUCACUCUGUACAUUAAUUUGGGCUCCUCUGGCCUCAGUCGUUCCCUUCUCUGACGGCUUUUCAUCAGCCCUGCUCUAGCUCAGUGCUAGUAACUCACUUUGGAGGAUGGGGUUUGCACUGGACCAUCUGACCCCUUCCUCCCAUUUCAGACAGCCCAGGCAAGGGGGCAACGGCAGCAAACCCGUGGCUUUUAAGUAAAUGUUUCCUGGAAAGUGCGACAAGUCCCAGUGUCCAGUGGCAGCUGCUUGUACCUCAGCUCCUCCCCCAGCACCAGUUUGUUCGUUUCAGUCUACAGGACACUGAACCCUUGGCCAACACCCCUCUAACUAGCUACGUCUAAUGACGGGAGAGGUGCCCAAACCUCACAUGCAGCUCUGAUUGUUAAUGACCAGGCGACGGGCUGCAGGCAACUGCAUUUUACUGUUCUUCUUAAGUUAAAGUUUGGAGGCUUGGGUCUCGGCUGACUUUGUAGACCUAGAAGACUCCGUGAGUGACACAAAUCUUUAAUUCAGGACAGACCAGGGUGGGCUAGGGCAGCAGGCCGCGGGACUGACAUCCUUCACAUUUCCCAAGCAACCCACCUAAGGAAUGAACGUUCCCUCUCCAGUGGGAGUGCUUCUCCAGUGCUCAGUGUGGCCCCGAGAGGUGUGAAGAGGGGCUGUCCGCAGCAGAGCCGCGGCCUGCGGGUUGGGGCUCGGAGGCUCCCUGAAGAGCGGCGGUCCUGCAGCUGCGCCCCACUCGCAAACUUGAAGUCACAGCCUCCACCCUCAUCCCAGGUCCCGAGGAAUUCUAAGACUCCCUGGGACCUGUCUGCUCAAGAAUGCUGGUCGGAGAUGGACUCCUGCCAGGACCCCUGCACAGUGGGGCACGCAUGUCCCGACUGGAUCCACCUACCAGGCACAACGAGGGACAACAGAAACUGCUGUCGCUUUUUUUUUCUUUGUAUUUUAAAGCCUAGGCCACAUACAUUACAUCCAUGACACUGUGUUCUUUUUACUGUUCCAUCCAAACACUGCUAAUGCCAGUACAAAAGAAAUACUACCGCACUCUCCAUUUUACUCAUCCCCGCUUCUGUCAGACAUUUACGUGGCAGGGUUUCACUCUGGAGGAACCAGGAGGCCGAUUCCAGGCUCGAGGCGCCAACGGACCCCACUGGGGAAACCCGAGGGGCGGGGACGCUGUGCCCUCACUGGCACCGGUGAAUGGUUUCAGCUGUUGGCCUCGAAACAAAGGCACUGUGGCCUCAGAAAUGCCAACCGGGCAGGAAGAAAAUGAACGCAGUUUCUAAUGGCAUAUUUUUGUAUAAUUUAAUAAACAGCCU
This is a messenger RNA of Phyllostomus discolor (pale spear-nosed bat), 2543 nucleotides long. RefSeq names its product dynein axonemal light intermediate chain 1 (gene DNALI1). The coding region runs from base 8 to 844 and encodes 278 amino acids. Gene Ontology annotation, cellular component: axoneme; filopodium. Gene Ontology annotation, molecular function: dynein heavy chain binding. The transcript has 6 exons. The record is from RefSeq and is a predicted model, not a curated record. NCBI's taxonomy places the organism in Eukaryota, Metazoa, Chordata, Mammalia, Chiroptera, Phyllostomidae.